AUGGAGCCAAAAGUUGGCAAUUGUACAUCUGGCUUCCAACGAAGUUCAACUUCAGAUGAUGAUUCUGGAUGUGCCUUAGAAGAAUAUGUCUGGGUUCCUCCAGGUCUUAGACCAGAACAGGUUCAGCUUUACUUUGCUUGCCUGUCAGAGGAGAAGGUCCCAUAUGUUAACAGCCAAUAUCGAAUUAAGCAGCUUCUCUAUCAGCUGCCACCCCAUGACAAUGAGGUAGGUAUAGAUAAUCAUGUUUGCUCUAUCAUUUUUGCUGUUGAAUGUACAGAAGCAGAAGGUCGUCACUGGCACAUGAAACACUUCUGUUGCCUUGAGUGUGAAACCAUUCUUGGAGGACAGAGGUAUAUUAUGAAGGAUGGACACCCAUUGUGCUGUGGCUGCUUUGAAUCUCUUUAUGCAGAAUAUUGUGAGACUUGUGGGGAACAUAUAGAUGUUUCAAUUAAUGAAAUCAAACCAAGACCUUCUCUGUACUCCUUUGAAACCUAUCAGGAGCUAGAGGCAGAGGAUUGUGAGAAAAUGAGCAACAUGGGAACUCUGAAUUCAUCAAUGCUUCAUAGAAGUACUGAGUCUUUGAGAAGUGUAAGUUCUGAAUUAUGUCAGGCUGAGACACUGCCAGAAGAAAAAUCAAUGCAUGUGCCACUAUUAAGAAGAUCCAAAUCACAGAUUAGGCCUCAGCAAGUAAAAUUUUCAGAUGUCAUUGAUAAUGGAAACUAUCACAAUCUUGAUAUUCACCAAUCUCCUAUGAGUGAAAGGACUCGCAGACGUGUUUAUCAGUUUGAAGACCAUGGAAAGAAACAUCAUCAAAGGAACAGAAGGUCUCGAUCUGACAAUGCACUUCAUCUGGUUGCAGAAAGAAAACCUUUUCCAAAACAAAGGCUUAAUUUUUAUUCCCCUCAGGAUUAUAAUGCAUUUAUUCAGAAUAAAAAGCCUCAGGCAGUUUGGGCAUAUACUCCAACUUUUUUCAGCCAAUAUAAUCAUCUUGCGCCUGAUUAUGCAACGGGGAAACCAAGAGAUCAGUUUUUUGAAUUUUUGGGUGAGGACGAAGAUUCUUGGUGUUCAUCUUCAUCAUCUUCAGAUUCUGAAGAGGAAGGAUAUUUUUUAGGACAACCCAUUCCACAGCCAAGAUCUGUGAGAUAUCCCUGCUAUGCAGAUUUUGUUUCUAGUCCCAGUGCUGAACUUCCCACUACCCAACUUAGACAGAUAACAAAAUCUAAAAAAAGGAAAGCGCACAAAGGCAAAAAGUGUAUAAUUUCCAAAAAUGCUUGA
Messenger RNA from Protobothrops mucrosquamatus (brown spotted pit viper), 1275 nucleotides. Its product is annotated as prickle-like protein 1. Gene Ontology annotation, molecular function: zinc ion binding. NCBI's taxonomy places the organism in Eukaryota, Metazoa, Chordata, Lepidosauria, Squamata, Viperidae. The record is from RefSeq and is a predicted model, not a curated record.